AUGGGAGACGCCGCCCGUGCCACAAAAAAUGCACAGUGCCUCCCUCUCACUGGCGCGUGUUGUGCCAAGAACUUUUUCAAUAAAAAAACAAUUAAAUGCUCGCCGUUGCAAUUUCACUUCUCCGAUCAAAACUUCUCCAAAAACAGCCUCCCCCUCCUCCCCCUCCCCCCUCCCCCUCCUCCUAGCAAUCCUCCUUCAGAAUCCGACGCUCUUCGCUGGAAACGAAAGGCUAAAGAGCGAAAACAAGAACUUCUUCGACUGAGAGAAGAUCUCAGGGAAGCCGAAGAUGCUUCACAGUGUGAUUUGUUUCCUCAAACUGCGUUAUGCAAAUGCUAUUUCUUCGAUAAUUUGGGGAAAUUAAGCCCUAAGCCAGUCGGAGACGGCUCCGAUCGCAGAUUUAACGAUAUUCUUCGCCGUCGAUUUCUUAGACAAGUGCGGAUAAAAGAAAGAAGGAAGAGAAUAAAUAAUUCAAAUAUAAAAAUACGCUUUUCAGAUAUAUACAGCAAAAAUGAAGCAGAGCAACUUAGGGCCGCCGUUGAUUUUCUUGUGGAGCUUUGUGACACUACUUCGCCUGGAAGAGUAGAGGAGGCUAAUUUUGCUAACUGGUCACACCAAGCUGCAGACUUCAUUUUAGCAUCAUUGAGGAACCUGUUAUCAAUAGGAAAUAACAUGGAGCUCAUUGAAGGAAUUGUCAGUCGCUUAAUUGUGCGUUUAGUUAAAAGGAUGUGUUCCCCUUCACAUGGAGAUGAGUCACGUCAAACUGACACUGACACCCAGUUCUAUAUUCAACAAUUGAUCCGCAAGCUUGGAUGUGAACCUCACAUUGGGCAGCGAGCAAUACUUUCAGUUUCUCAGAGAAUUUCCAUGGUAGCAGAAAAUUUGUUAUUCUUGGAUCCAUUCGAUGAGGCCUUUUCAAACAUGCAUGAGUGCUUGUUCAUAAUGAUCCAGCUUAUUGAGUUUUUGAUAUCAGACUACUUGUUAACUUGGUCGAGGGACGAGGGCUUUGACCAUGUGCUGUUUGAAGAGUGGGUGACCUCAGUUCUCCAUGCUCGUAAAGCAUUAGAACUUCUUGAGAGCAGAAAUGGGCUUUAUGUUUUGUACAUGGAUCGAGUCACAGGUGAACUGGCUAAACAUGUGGGCCAGGUUUCAUCAUUUCAGAAACUCAGCCAAGAUAUUCUUGACAAUCUAUUCUGCUGACGAAAGCGUGAAUUAUUCAAGAUAUUCUUUAAGGAGUAUGCUUAACAACAGACUAGGAAGCCCUUUGCCUAUCUAAGAUCCAAAUAAAGCCGACUUAUGGAAGCAUUGUAUUUGAACAGAUAGAUGGAAAGAUUUUAUGCAAUUAAGAAUUAUCUUCCACUUUCGGCGCUUUAGUAGUUUAUUGACAUUGCAUCACUGCCUGGAAGUCAAUAUUUCGAGUCUAGUCUGCUUAGGUAAUCAGGGCAUUUCACCCUAUGAAUUUUAUUAGUCGGGGUAUCCUGUAGAAACUUCGAAGCUAGGGCUUAGGAUAAAGAGGGGUCUUAGCUUAAUUUAUCUCCUGACAUGUGAUCUAUGACUGUUCUGCCUUUUCUGAUCAUGAAAUCAAACGUAGUAAAAUCAUGCUCUUCCAUGU
Messenger RNA from Populus trichocarpa (black cottonwood), 1609 nucleotides. RefSeq names its product protein MULTIPOLAR SPINDLE 1. The record is from RefSeq and is a predicted model, not a curated record. Bases 1 to 1197 code for a protein of 398 amino acids. Gene Ontology annotation, biological process: meiotic DNA double-strand break formation; meiotic spindle organization. Lineage: Eukaryota; Viridiplantae; Streptophyta; Magnoliopsida; Malpighiales; Salicaceae. The transcript has 11 exons.